AUGCGGCGCGCGCGCGCGAGCGCGAGCGAUGGGUGGUUGUACUGCGGCUUGGACUUUGGGACGUCGAGCGCGCGCCUGGCGCUCGUGGACGAUCGAGGCGCGCUCGUCGGCGUGCGAACGAGGGCGUACGACGACGCGAACGCGAGCGUCGCGCGGGCGUGGGAGCGCGCGCUGUUCGAGCUGCUCGAGGACGCGAUGGACGCGGAGGAGCGCGAGCGGUGCCAAGGCGUGGCGGUGGACGGCACGAGCGGGACGGUGGUCAUCGUCGACGCGCGCGACGGGCGAGCGCUGCGAGAACCGUACAUGUAUAACGAAACGUUUCCAGACGAAGUAGAACGCGUGCGAGCGCUGAGGAACGGGCCGGGGAAGGAUUCGACGGAGAGCGCGUCGAGCGCGGCGUGUAAACUUUCGAGAUGGUUUCGCGUGGACGCGGAGGGAGACAGAGAGCACGCGGCGCUGUUGCAUCACGCGGAUUGGUUGGCGUAUCUGCUGCACAAGAAGAUGGGCAUGAGUGAUUUCAAUAACGCGUUGAAGCUUGGGUUCGAUCCAGCGCCGGGGGUGGAGGCGUUUCCGGGAUGGUUGCGAGACGCGCCGUUUGGGUACAUGUUGCCGACGGACGUUCGCGCGCCGGGAACGUCGUUCGGCGUCAUGGACGCCGAUGUGGCGAAGCGGUUAGGAUUUCCGUCGACGUGUGAAGUCAUCGCAGGGACGACGGAUAGCGUCGCCGCGUUCGUGGCGUCGAAGGCGGCCGAAUCGGGAGAGUGCGCGACGAGUCUCGGGAGCACGCUCGCGUUGAAACUCAUCUCCGACACGCGCGUCGACGACCUGAGCUCGGGCGUGUACUCGCACCGUCUCAACGGUCGGUGGCUCGUGGGCGGGGCGUCGAAUCUGGGAGGAUGGAUUUUACGCAGAUUCUUUUCCAACGACGCCCUCGAGUCGCUGAGCGAGAAAAUAGCAAACGAAGGUUACGUCGCGACGGAGGAUUAUUUCGACGGGGUGAUGCUAGGUUUCGGUCUGAGCGUCGACGAGGCGUCGGCGAUCGUGGAAAAGUCACGACCGGCGGACGACGCGCAAUUCGUGGUGAACAUUCUCAGUUCCAUCGCCAACGUCGAGGCGAGAUGCUACGAGCGCAUGCGAACGCUCGGGGCGUCGCACGGCGCGCGCAAAGUGUACACCGCGGGAGGUGGGGCGAAGAACGGCGUGUGGAGUGGCAUGCGCUCGAAAGCCAUGGGAGAUAUCCCUGUCGAACGAUCGGCGUGCGACGAAGCCGCGUACGGCGCGGCGCUCCUCGCUCGACAGGGAAGGAAACGGUUAUCCGGCUACAUUUAA
This is a messenger RNA of Ostreococcus lucimarinus CCE9901, 1329 nucleotides long. RefSeq lists its product with no specific name. Gene Ontology annotation, cellular component: cytosol. Gene Ontology annotation, molecular function: D-xylulokinase activity. The transcript has a single exon. Gene Ontology annotation, biological process: xylulose metabolic process. Bases 1 to 1329 code for a protein of 442 amino acids. NCBI's taxonomy places the organism in Eukaryota, Viridiplantae, Chlorophyta, Mamiellophyceae, Mamiellales, Bathycoccaceae. The record is from RefSeq and is a predicted model, not a curated record.